Messenger RNA from Linum trigynum, 937 nucleotides. Lineage: Eukaryota; Viridiplantae; Streptophyta; Magnoliopsida; Malpighiales; Linaceae. The record is from the annotation of a GenBank genome assembly.
CGAGAAUCCCCACGAACCCAUCACUCCCUCCUCUCUUCCAAUUUCCACAACCAGGAGGAGAGCGGCGAUGAGGAGGUCGGCGUGGCCGGCGAUGAUGAUGAAUUGAUGAUGACAUCGAAUUGUGAGGAUUGGGGCGAACAUGUCGGGCCGUGCCACCAGAGGUCCGGGAAUAUGAUGGGUCCCGGUACGAAGUCUGGUUUCAGGUCGAGGAAAGGACCCAAACUUGCUGCUACUCUGAAUUCUGGUGUGGUGGGUUUUCGCGGCGGGUCUGGGAGAAGAGAAGAGAGGGGACACGGGUGGUGGAGCAGUGGAAGCGGAAGUGGGUGGAUUGUUGGGGAGGUUUGGAUGCCGGAGAUUGAGAGAAGAGAGGCAGCGGAUGUCACAAGAGGCGAAAGGUUUACGAGAUAAAGAAGGUGGAAGGUUUGAUUAUAAUAAGGUCGGGGAAAUGGAGGAAGUGGACAGAGUUUGACUCUGCAUUUGUCACUACCAAAAUUUGUCACUUUGAAAUUGGAAAAACUAAAGGGAAAAGGGUGAAAUAGAUAGUGAAUGAAUUAGUGUGUAGAGUUGGGGUCUUGGAGGGGUGAGAUAUAGUGAAGGAGAGUUUUGGCGAGUUUCUGAGGAAAUUUGAGUUUUGGGAAGUGAAGGAAUUGCAGCCAGCCGCUGUUUUUGAGGGAGGAGGAGGUUCCGGGAAGUGUUUUCCGGUGAGGAUAAGGUUAUAUAUCAAUUUUGGUAUAAUAAUAAUUAUUUAUACUUUAUUUAUCAUGAAAAAUUAUAUAGAAAUAGUAAAAUAUUAAUAAAAAAAAUUAAUUGCCACAUCACGGUCAACUUUGAGAGUUGAUCGCCACGUCAUCUAAAGUUAACGGAGUUGGACAGAGAAUGACCAAACUCGGAUUAUUGAACUAAUUUUAGUGACCAUGAAUAGAAUUAAAUAUUUUUA